CUCUCACUGACGGCGAUGAGGCCUUCAUCGUCCGCCCAUUAAUGACUCUGUCACUGCUCUCUCACCUUCUCAUCGUCGGCCACUCAAACCUCUCCUUGAUAGCAGAUUCAUCGAGUCUUGGCGGCGAGAAGGGGAACAUUCACAGAGGGAUGAUGAUAGCGGUGACCGGGUUUCUGGCCAUGGAAGAUUUCGAUCUGAUGGUGGAAGCGGUGGGGGUCGAGGAAAAAGAGUGGUGUAUCUUAGCUUACCAAUCAGUUUUGCUUUGGACGGCGAGGCGGCAUGGCUAUCUUGCCCUGUCAACGAUGGGUGAGGAGGAAGGGGUUUGGUUGGCUUCGGGAGGAAUUGGGAAUUGUUUUGUCAAUGGUGGCUAAGGGGUGGCCGACAGCGGCGACAGCUCUUUUCCGGCGAGGGCUUGCGUUUCUCGGUGGGAUUGCUUGAAUCGGAUUUUUCGGUGAUUGGAUGGAAUUUAGAUUCUAAGGGGAUUAUACUUUCCAGAAAAAUCAAGAUUUGCUCCAUUU
This is a messenger RNA of Rubroshorea leprosula, 518 nucleotides long. The record is from the annotation of a GenBank genome assembly. NCBI's taxonomy places the organism in Eukaryota, Viridiplantae, Streptophyta, Magnoliopsida, Malvales, Dipterocarpaceae.